Messenger RNA from Naegleria lovaniensis, 3465 nucleotides. RefSeq lists its product as uncharacterized. NCBI's taxonomy places the organism in Eukaryota, Heterolobosea, Eutetramitea, Acrasida, Naegleriidae. Gene Ontology annotation, biological process: ribosome biogenesis. Gene Ontology annotation, cellular component: nucleus. The transcript has a single exon. Bases 1 to 3465 code for a protein of 1154 amino acids. Gene Ontology annotation, molecular function: nucleic acid binding; ATP binding. The record is from RefSeq and is a predicted model, not a curated record.
AUGUCGUCUAUUCAAAUUGCUGGCAUGUUAUUCGAUGAUGAUGAAGAUAAAUCUCAUUCAUCGAAUAAUAACAAACCAUUGAACAACAAUGCAUCCCAUCAAAAGAGGAGAACUCUUGAUUCCUUUAUUGAUGACAAAACCAAGAAGGAAAUUGAUCAAAAAUCAAAGCUCUUUCUCGAAGGAGGAAUUGCAAUGGCCAUGAGAAGCAAAUCUCUCAAUUCUCGGAAUAGUACUCAUUCGGGGUUCAACAACAACAACAACAGGACAUUCAAAGGAGGUCGAACGGAAUUCAACAAGAAUCCAACACCUCCAUCGAUGAUAAACAAAGACCGAGAUUCAACAAGUGCGCCUCCCGCAAUCAGCAAGAGAAGACUCAAUAGCCUUUCAUCCUCUUCAACCACCGCAUCAACCACCACUUCUUCCACUCACUCGGAUUCCAAUGAAGAAGAAGACUCGAAUAACUUUUCAGCUCUCAUCAAUCAAGAUCUCUUCAUCCAGGAAGAUAUUGAAACUUGCAUGCAAAACAAAUUGUGUCCCAUUCUCAUCUCAACUCUUACAAAAUCCAUGAAUUUGAAACAUUUAACAAAAAUUCAAUCGAGAGCCAUGAAUCCCAUUCUCUCCAAGUCCAAUGUAUUGAUGAAAUCAGAAACUGGAAGUGGUAAAACAUUGGCCUAUCUCAUUCCAAUGAUUCAAAUGCUUUAUCAACAUUCAUUAGAACAAAAAAUUACACGUGAAGAUGGAACAUUUGCAAUCAUUAUGGCUCCAACAAGAGAACUAUGUCUUCAAGUAGAUAAAGUACUCAAAAAGAUUACUUGUAAUUUACCAUAUUUAGUGUGUGGUGGAAUUAUGGGAGGAGAAAAGAGAAAGAGUGAAAAAGAAAGAUUAAGAAAAGGUAUAACCAUUCUCGUUGCUACACCUGGUCGAUUAGAAGAUCAUCUUAAAAGUACUCAAUCCUUUAAAUGUGACCAAUUGAAAUAUCUAAUUUUGGAUGAAGCUGAUAUUUUGCUUGAUUUUGGAUUUGAACAAAAAGUCAAAAAUAUUUAUAACAUGAUUGUUGAAAGAAAAUUUAAUUCUUUGAAUCAAACAAGUUCACAAACUACACGUGAAGAUAUUUCAAAUUCUAUUCAAAAGAUUCUAGUGAGUGCUACUCUUCAUUCAAAAAUUCAAACACUUGCACAAAAUAUUGAUAUUAUGAAUGCACUCUAUGUUGGAUAUGGAAGUAAUGGAGAAUUUAUUGAAAAGAGUUAUAAUCUCCUUACAGACAAGUUACCAUCCAAUGUAUUUACCAUUCCAGCUCAUUUAACUCAAUAUUACAUGAUUGUACCUUCUCAAUUUCGAUUAGUCAUGUUGGCUGGAUUUUUAAGAGAAAAAACAACGGAAACAAAUUUUGAAAAUGACUCUCUUGGUUCAAGCAAUGAUCAUGCUGCUACUCCUUCUGGAAAGAUUAUUGUGUUUUUAUCAUGUUGCGAUUCGGUUGAAUUCCAUUAUCACUUCUUUACCUAUUUUCAAACUCGAUAUAAAUUUAUGAGAGAAUAUGUCACCAAUACUUUUAAAAAGAAGAAGCAUCAAAGCGGUUCCAGUGAUCAGGGUAUCACGACGAAUCAUACACAACAUGUCGAUGCCAUAUCUAACACUGAGACUACUCAGUACAGACAAGCAGUGAAAUAUGAAAAUGGUGAGCCUUUGAUUCGAGUUCCAAUUUUCAAACUUCAUGGAGAUAUUGACCAAAAAGAGAGAACACUCAUUUACAAACAAUUUAGUGAAUCUAAAGAAGGUAUUCUCUUUUGCACAGAUGUUGCUGCACGUGGUUUAGAUUUACCUUCAGUGAAAUGGAUUGUUCAAUAUGAUCCUCCUGGAAAUCCAAAAGAAUAUUUACAUCGAAUUGGUCGAACUGCGAGAAUGGGUGUUCAAGGAAAUGCCAUUAUGUUUCUACAUCCACAUGAAGAACUUUAUAAGAAACUUUUAGAAAAAUACAAAUUGAAGAUUCAUGAAAUGAAAGGUGAAAAGUGUUUAGAAAGUAUUAUUUUGAGUUUUAGAAGAAAAUCAUUGAGAGAUCCUAUUGAAGCAGCUUCAUGGUUACAAAAUAUAUUUGAAGAAGAAAUGAGUAAGGCUGGAAAGGAGAAUACUGAAAUUUAUUCCUUAGCUGUGAAUUCCUAUUUUAGUUACAUCAAAUAUUAUAGUACUCAUGGAAGUGAUGUCAAGUAUAUUUUCCAUCCUAAUAAUUUACAUUUGGGUCAUUUGGCUAAAUCUUUUGCAUUGAAAGAUUCACCUUCAAAAAUCAAACAACGUCAAUUAACAUUGGGUGUAAAACCUUUGAGCGUAAAGAAACAAGAAUUAGAAAAAGUCUAUUCCAUGAAAGAUCAAUUACCAAAACGUGAAUUUCUAAAACGAUUGAAAGAUGUGAAGGGAAGUUCUUCAAUUAAGAGUAACACCGAUAAAAAGAGAAAGAGAUUGAGCGAUGAAGAGGCUUCAGAAGAAGAGAUGGAAAAUCAUGAUGAAAAGGGUUAUGAGAGUUUCUCAGAUGAAGAGGUUUCAGAAGAGGAAGAGAACCAUCAUCAUGAUUCCAUCAUGGAUCUCAAAGAUGAUCAUACUCCAAUGGAAUCAUCAUCUCAACGACAAGGAACCUCAAAAAUCAAAGUACGAAGAGGAAUGAAUACUGCCAGUAUGGCUACUACCACUGCGACCACCUCCACGACUACAUCUGAGACCGUGGUGGUAGAAUCGAGACCAUCCAAUCCUUCAAGGACUGGUAAAUCAUUCAUAGGUAUUUCAUUUGGUAAACCAGUAAAUAGUGAUGGUACAGAGGCGAAUGGAAGUAUCAAUGCUUGGAGUUUCAAGAGUGAAAGUGAAAGUCAUGAACCAGCGCAUGUUGGAGCAUCGAAUAGUGGUAGUAGCAAUAGUAAUAGUAGCAAUGGUGGUAGUAGCAAUAGUAACAACAAUGAUACAACCACAUCUAGUUCUACAAAUUCUAAAAAGACAAUACCCACUCGACUCGCCAUGACUUCAACUCUCACACCUCUUCAAUUACGACAAUCCGAAUUGAAAAAGAAGAAACUCACUCCCAAUGAACGUAUGAAACUCUAUCGUGACUAUGAAAAGGGUAAAAUUCAACCCUCUCGACCUAAAAUUGUCAUUCCUGAAGGUUUACGAAAGAAUCAAAAACACAAAAACAAAUCAUUAGAAUCAUCAUCGAAUGAAUUGGGUGGAGUUUCAUUUGAUGAGAGUCGAGUGAUUCACAAACCACUCUCUGAAUAUUCUCAAUUAUUGAGUCGAUAUGCUACAGAAGGAGAUGGAACUGCAAGAAUGAUGAUGAAUUCUAUGAGUGAAUUUGAUUCAAGUGUUGCUGCGAAUAAUCAUGUUGGAAGAAUUCAUUCAACGACCACACAAGAUCAACGUCGAGGAGGAUCAUUCUUUCAAAAGAAUAAGGGUGGAGCAAGCUUUCAAAAGAAGAAGAGAAAAUUUUGA